AUGGCGGCACAAAAACGCUCUCUUGACAGCGCUCCUUCCUCCCACAAGUCAAAAAAAUUAAAGGCCUCGACAUCGGCGUUUGAAAGCGCACUGCCAGACACCUCCAGUCUCACGACAGAUGACAUCGACUUCCCUCGCGGUGGUGGAACAAGCUAUACGCCCUUGGAGGUCAAAACAAUCAGAGCAGAGGCUUUGAAAGAAGCAGAUAGAGAGCUAUUCAAGGAGGCCCAAGAUGAAUCCAAGAAAUCCAAGAAGCGUAAGAGAAAGUCUAACGUCGGUCCAUCCACGGAUGUAUCCACGACCGGAAAAAAUGAUAGAAUACGGAUAGAACAUCUGAACUACAAGAGAAUGAAUGUCGGCAUGAAGAUUUUCGGUCAAAUCAUGUCUAUCCAGCCCUUCGCCCUUAUUGUAUCUCUUCCCAAUCAACUCUUUGGACACGUCCCAAUAACCAAUGUCUCCUCUCAACUCACAAGUCUACUGGAAAGGGCCGAGAAUGAGGACGAGGAAGACGAUGAAUUCAACUCGAAAAGUGGAGUCCGUGUUCCCUGCCUGUCUGAUAUUUUCUGCGAAGGACAGUAUGUCCGAGCAGUAGUUACUGCACUCCAUACCCAGGGACAUACCGACAUUGCUGGUAUAGGACGAACGCGAGACGACGCUGCGAGGGCUAGCAAGAGGGUCGAACUAAGCCUCUACCCGGAAAAAGUAAACGCUGGAGUAAAGAAGACCGACUUGGUUCCCGCAUUUACCUUAACGGCAGAAGUGAGAAGCGUUGAGGACCACGGAUACCAACUAGGCUUGGGUGUGCAGGGGAUGGCGGGUAUUCUCACUUUCAAGGAUACGAAGGGCCUAACUGAUGGUCAAUCACUGAUUGUGGGGCAAUUGGUCGACGUUACAGUGCAAAAGCAGUCGUCCAAUGGAAGGACAUGUCAUGUUACCAACGAUCCCGACUUGUUUUUAUCUUCUUCACUUACCGAAAUAACAAGUGUUACGUCGGUACUUCCUGGAACGGCAGUUCUGGUUCUCAUAACAUCAGUACAUGCUACAGGCCUCAACGUCCAGGUCCUUGGUUUUUUCGACGGCACUAUUGAUCGACUUCAUCUUCCUCGGCGUAUAUCAGACAAGACGCAUAAAGUGGGAAAGAAGAUCAAAGCAAGGGUAUUAUACAAUUACUCAACGGCCCCCCCGCGAUUUGCAUUAGCUCUCAACGAACACAUCGCUGAACUCGGAACAUUGCGAACAAAAUCAGGAUUCAAUAUACAGGAAGCUUAUCCCGUCGGCAAGAUUAUCGAGGACGCGAAGAUUCUGAGAGUUGAGCCUGAGCGCGGAGUAGAUGUUGAAGUGGAAGAUGGACUAAAGGGUUUCGCACAUAUCUCGCACAUUUCCGACGAGCAUCUGCCCACUGUAUCCGCUUCCAGCCCUUGGAAACCCGAUUCGAUACACAGGGCUCGCGUCAUAGGAUACUUUCCCUUCGACGGUGUCCUUCAACUUUCACUUAAGCCUUCUGUUCUUGACCAACAGUUCUUCCAAGUUGAUGACAUCAAAGUGGGUGGAAUCGUCAAGGGCACAAUCAAGAAACUGGCCGACAAUGGGCUCUUCGUGUCGCUGUCGGGAAACAUAGAUGGUGUGGUGUGGCCCAAUCACUAUGCUGAUAUCGUGCUUAAGCAUCCGGCGAAAAGGUUCAAAGUCGGGACUAGUGUCAAGUGCCGGGUUCUUGUAGUGGACACUGUACGGAAACGACUAUCUCUCACUCACAAGAAGACCCUUCUGGAGUCCACAUUGCCGAUUGUGUCGUCCAUUGAGGAUGCCAAAAUCGGUUUGGUGACCCAUGCCGUUGUCUUCAAAGUGUUGACCAAGCACCUCAUGGUAGAAUUCUACAACAAUGUAAAGGCUACCGUUCCAAUACGAGAGGUUAGCGAAGUCCCGGUCAAUCUGUCCGACGCUUUCUCCGUGGGAAAAAUUGUUAAAGUACGAAUCAUUGAUGUUGACCAAGAGCACGGUCGGAUCGUGGCGAGCAUCAAAAAAUCCUCCGCCUCGCAGUCCUUCAACGCUGACAUAAGCGGAGUCGGAAUUGGUGACAUCGUCAAUGGAACUGUCUCGGAAAUUCAUAGUGAGAAUGUGGUUCUUGCCCUACAGCCCUCCGAAGUGCGCGCAUUCCUGUCUCUUAAUAACCUAUCUAAUCAUCGCGGUGUAUCACUGGCUCAACUGAGUGUUGACCUGUCUAUCAACGACAAACUCGAGGAGCUCGUCGUUGUGACCAGGAAUACUGAGAAGAACUUUGUGAUCGUCGCGACAAGGCCGAAGGGCAAGGCGAAUGUGAAGGGCUCCUUGUCUAUGGACAAGGUGGUUAUAGGGCAGGUGGUCAGUGGACGUGUCACCCGGAGAGUACGGCAAGGUACCCUCAUCAAGCUACCAUCUCGUAUUGGUGGCCUGCUACAUCCGACGGAUGCCACUGAUGAUUAUGAGAUGGGAAUACCUUUCCCGGCCACCGACUCUGUAUUGAAGGCUACGGUCGUAGGAAUUGAUGCCACCAAGAAGCAGCUGUCCCUCUCAACACGGCCUUCAAAGAUCUAUUCGGACGAAUCAAAGCCAGUCGUCGAUCGUGUAGUUGAUGGUAUAAAUGAUAUACAUGUAGGUGAGACGUUACGUGGUUUCAUCAAGAGUAUAACAGACCAUGGUCUGUUCGUUACCAUUGCACGGAAUGUGGACGCUCGAGUGCAGAUUCGUGAACUUUUUGACGACUAUGUCAAAGAUUGGCAGGAGCGAUUUCGGACCGAUCAGGUCGUCAAAGGACGCAUCCUAAGUGUUGAUAUCAACACCAAAAAGGUCGAGAUGACGCUCCGCUCCAAUGACUUCGCAAGAAAAUCGACAUUCUUAAGCUACGGGGAUCUGCAAAAGGGUCAAAAAAUUAGCGGGACGAUUAAAAAGAUUGAAGAGUAUGGCUUGUUCAUCCAGAUAGAAAGUUCAAAGCUCAGUGGUCUAUGUCACAAAUCUGAGCUUUCAGACAACAAGGACGCGGACGUUACUGUGGCCCUGGGUAGUUUCCGAGAGGGUGAUCGCGUCAAAGCAGUCAUCCUCGAUGUCGUAAAUCGACGGAUUUCUCUGAGCUGCAAGCCAUCCCAUUUCUCAGAAGAGGACUUCGCUGAUCAAGAUUCUGACGAGGCGGAAGCUGUGGAGCAAUUAGGUGUCGUCGACGAAGAUGCGGAUGACGAUGAGCAAGAGGAUAGCCAAGACGGCCUUCUUCAUCAUGAAGCCAAUGAUUCUUCUGACGACAACAGCGACGACGGCGUAAUGGAUGUUGAUUCAGCCCCCACACAUCUGCGGUACCAGCUCUCAUCAGCACCUAAGGAAACCACUGCAAAUUCUGGGAUGACGUUGAAGAUGGAUGCCGGAUUUAAUUGGUACGUCAAGGAGACACCGCCGAAACAGUCAGACGACGGAUCAGACGGAUCAGAAAAUACAGACGAUGAAGAUCAACCCAGUAAGAAGCGGAAACGGAGACGCAAGGAUAUUGAACAAGAUUUCACUGCCGACAUGCACACAAAAGCGCCUGAAUCUACUGCUGAUUUCGAACGCUUACUGCUAGGUUCUCCGAACUCGUCCUACUUGUGGGUGCAAUACAUGGCGUUCUUCAUGCAGCUUUCCGAGAUCGACAAGGCACGGGAAACAGCAAGGCGGGCUCUCAGUACCAUCAACUUUCGUGAAGAACAGGAGAAACUUAACGUGUGGAUUGCGCUGCUCAAUUUGGAAAAUCUGUAUGGAACUGAUGAGACGCUGGAAGCAACUUUCAAAGAAGCGGCCCGAGCAAACGAUUCCAAGACGAUCCAUCUUCGUCUAGCAUCUAUUUUCGACGCAUCUAAAAAAUUCCAGCAAGCUGAAGAUCAGCAUAAAAGGACUUGCAAGAAAUUCGGUCGAAGCUCAAAAGUUUGGACCUUGUUCGCCGAGUUUUACCUUCGUCGUGACGACAUUGAGAAUUCGCGGAACUUGCUUCCACGUAGUCUUCAAAGUUUAGAAAAGAGGAAACAUCUGAAAACGAUUUCAAGGUUUGCCCAAUUGGAGUACAAGAUGGGCGAUCCUGAACGGGGGAAAACCCUUUUUGAGGGUAUUGUCGAUUCACAUCCUAAGCGCUGGGAUAUAUGGUCAAUAUAUAUGGAUAUGGAAGUGGGACAAAGCAACAUCCAGAGUCUGCGAUCACUGUUUGAUCGUGUUUUAGCAUUCAAAAUGACUAGCCAUAAAGCCAAGUCUUUUUUCAAGAAAUGGCUAGAACUAGAACGUCGCUUAGGAGAUGAGGAUGGGGCUACGAUGGUGAAACAGAAAGCAGUCGAAUGGACCCAAAGAGCCAAUCCAUCAUAA
Molecule: messenger RNA, 4350 nt
Organism: Guyanagaster necrorhizus
Lineage: Eukaryota; Fungi; Basidiomycota; Agaricomycetes; Agaricales; Physalacriaceae
Product: nucleic acid-binding protein
Exons: 15
Coding region: 1-4350 (1449 amino acids)
Biological process (GO): rRNA processing
Cellular component (GO): nucleolus; small-subunit processome
Molecular function (GO): protein binding; RNA binding
Source: RefSeq, a predicted model, not a curated record